Telopea speciosissima is the source of this 771-nucleotide messenger RNA. RefSeq lists its product as uncharacterized. NCBI's taxonomy places the organism in Eukaryota, Viridiplantae, Streptophyta, Magnoliopsida, Proteales, Proteaceae. The transcript is spliced from 2 exons. The record is from RefSeq and is a predicted model, not a curated record. The coding region runs from base 1 to 771 and encodes 256 amino acids.
AUGACUCGGGUACUUCGUCCUUUUAUUGGUCAAUUUUUGGUUGUUUAUUUUGAUGAUAUUUUGGUGUACAGCAAAGAACAAAAUGACCAUAUUGACCAUCUUAAACAAGUCUUGAGAGUACUUCGUCAAGAGACGCUGUACUUGAACCUCAAGAAGUGUUCUUUCAUGCUGCCCAAGGUGGUAUUUCUUGGCUUUAUUGUCACAGCCAAUGAGGUGGAAGCUGAUCCGGCGAAGGUUAGAAGUAUCAGGGACUGGCUAGUACCUAAGACAUUCACUGAAGUUCGAAGUUUCCAUUGUUUAGCUUCAUUCCACAGGAGAUUUAUUCAAAAUUUCAGUGUUUUUAUGGACCCUAUUACUGAAUGUAUGAAGUCUAGUAAGGGAAAAUUUGAAUGGACAACGGCGGCAACAAAGGCCUUCCACCUUAUCAAGAAGACGAUGACUAAAGCACCAAUCUUACAGCUACCAGAUUUUGACCGAGUAUUUGAGGUUGCUAUAGAUGCUUCACAUGUCGGCUUUGGCAGUGAUCUAGAAAUGUUUGAGAUAGAGCUAGUUCAUGCAAGUGAUCUAGAAAUGUAUGAACUAGAGCCUGUUCAUGUAGAUGAUCUAGAAAUGUUUGAACUAGAGCCUGUUCAUGCAGGUGAUAUAGAAAUGUUUGAACUAGAACCUGUUCAUGCAGGUGAUCUAGAGAUGUUUGAACUAAAGCCUGUUCAUGCAUGUGAUCUACAAAUAUUUGAACUAGAGCUCGCUCCGACAAGUGAUCUAGCGAAAUAA